AUGUUCUCGUUUGCAACCGACCACAGGCCAAGUGCGCCCUCUGCCAAGCAGGUAUUUGUGUACGAGAACGACAACGUCGACAGCGACUUUGUGUGUUCGAUUUGCCAGGAGCCACUUGUGGACCCUGUGGUCGAACCUGAAUGCCGACAAAUGUUCUGCCGCGAGUGUCUUGGCGCCUGGCUCAUGAAAAGCUCGUCGUGCCCUCAGUGCCGACAGCCAACGGCUUUGGCUCGCGUCAUGCUCCCGCCGCGCUUUGUGACCGCCAGGCUCGAUGACCUGCGUGUGGUCUGCCCCUCCUGCGGCUGCAGCUACGCCCGCAAGUCAUUGCACGAGCACGUCGCCGCCUGCCCAGCCUGUAUGCAACCUCCACUUCAUUUUAUUAGCGGCCAUUUCCUGUCCUCACGCUGGGCAUGGGACCCAGUGUGUGGUCUCGGUUGUGGCAGUCGCGUGGCACCAGGCGGCGAGAAGCGCCACGAGGACGAGGAGUGUACGGCCAAGGUGGUGGCGUGUCGCGCUGCCGAGGUUGGAUGCGAGUUCACAGCCCCACGCGGCCGCAUGCCUGAACACGAGGAAAAGUGCCCCUUGAAUACCCUCCGCGUCGUCGUACUGCACCAGCAGGAAACCAUAGAGAUGCUCACGCGCUCCUUGGAGGAGAUGACUACUUGGCGGAAUCAGCAAUCAAGGGAGAUCGACACAAUCAAGCAUGAUGUCGUCAUUGAUAGAUCCCGCAGCAGCUCUCUGGGCCAAGCUGGUGAGCCCCUCUCUUCCGCCAGCGCGGCCCCUGUUUUUGCUGCCGGGAGCGGUCGGCGGGUGCUACGUGGAGCACGCCGCAGGGGCGGGCACUAA
Molecule: messenger RNA, 846 nt
Organism: Acanthamoeba castellanii str. Neff
Lineage: Eukaryota; Discosea; Longamoebia; Acanthamoebidae
Product: zinc finger, C3HC4 type (RING finger) domain containing protein
Exons: 3
Coding region: 1-846 (281 amino acids)
Source: RefSeq, a predicted model, not a curated record